AUGAAUUCAAUCUUAUUUGUUGAGACCAUGUAUCCCAAAACUGCCCUUCGAUUUUCCACAAUCAAGUCACAAGCUUACCUGCUCAGAAUCACAAUGAAAGAUUUUGGUUUCAACAAGGAUUAUCUCGUGUAUAUGGACUCUGUUCUGAAAGGUAUCGUACCCUACUGCAUUUCGGGUGACGGCAAGUUCAAAUAUCCUGUCAAUAAAAAGCGUACAAAACAAAAUACGGAACAGAUGAUUUUGGCUGAGAAAAAUCUCGAUUGUUUCUGGCACAGCGUCGGAAGGGUGAUCUAA
Molecule: messenger RNA, 294 nt
Organism: Botrytis fragariae
Lineage: Eukaryota; Fungi; Ascomycota; Leotiomycetes; Helotiales; Sclerotiniaceae
Exons: 3
Coding region: 1-294 (97 amino acids)
Source: RefSeq, a predicted model, not a curated record